CUUUGCAAACGCCCUCCUUGGCGCGAAUAGGCCGUACCUAGGUAAUCCGGCAUCAAACGCUAACCGAAUGCGGAUCUCAAGGUUCGCAACCACGUGUGAGCGCGUAUUCGAAACCCUGGGAGAGUUCCGCUGCAGCCCCUCGUUCACCCACACAGCUCCCUCCCUCAACUACUUGGCGCGUUCUUCGCGGCCCUUCCCGCUGUUGUCUCUUACUCAUUGUUGAGCCCAACCCCCACCAUCUCACCAGCUACACUUCAAGAGCAUCGCAACACCAGCGGACGGGAGCUGUAUCAACGCGCUAUCUUCUGCUGCUACCAGUAUGACUGCCAGUACCCAGAAGUACCUUCUAGAAGCAUGGGCCAAGGAAAUUGAUCAUGUCAUCGAUGACAACAACUCCCCCAAGGCCGAGUUCGCGCGCUUGGCGAAGGCAAAGGGAUGGACCGGCGGUGAUGUGGAUUGGUGUCAUCACUGGAAAGCGUGUUUCAACGAGACAUACGCAUGGGGUAUCCGUAAUAAGUCAACAACAACCCAUAGGGCUGUAGUUAAGCACAUCACUGCUCAAGCUGGUGCGCUCGAUCUCACAGACCGUAUGCGAAGUCUCUCCAUUGGUUCGGAUGCGUCGUCUUUCUCGGUCAUCUCACGUACCUCAUGGGCAGAUUCUUUCGAAAGUGUGAGGUCAAUCAACAGCGACCAGCUACACGAAGCCGAGAAUAGCACCGACUUACAAACCAGCGUACUGUCUCUAGAUACGGUCAAGUCCCUGGAGGAGAUUUCUGGAGGCGUUGAGAUCCCGGACACGGCUACAGAGCACAGUGAUGCUGAGUCAGAGGCUUCAUCGCUAGAGUUGGACGAAAACCCAGCGUGGGGUGAAUACACCAACUUCGUGCACCGCCCGAGUGCCUCCUUCAAGUUAGAGUUCGAACGCCUAGCUCGCACCAAAGGCUGGGUGGGACGUAUCAAACGUCAGCACCUAGUCGAGCUGCUCACUAGCGAGGUUGAGUUCUACUGGGGUGCGGACGACGUUGACAAGCUUGAAUAUUACCAGUUCCUAUGUCAAAAAAUGGACAUCAAGCAGAUGCCUUUGUCUGUUACACAGGCAAAGAACGCUCUUCGGCCUCUCAAAGUCAAUCUUUAUAGCGUCAUCGACCACAUGCGCAACCCGAAGAUCGAGAUCAUCACAUACAAGACCAUCCAUGAGCUUCGCCAAAGCGUCCGCAAGAAGGGCACCUUUCCGAGGCAAUGUGCUAAGGCUGGUGAAGGCUGCAUGGCUGCUUUGCUGUCUAAAUUGUAAUUGCAAUGAUCAACUUAGAUCUGCAAGGGUAAUC
Messenger RNA from Alternaria rosae, 1325 nucleotides. RefSeq lists its product as uncharacterized. The transcript is spliced from 3 exons. The record is from RefSeq and is a predicted model, not a curated record. The coding region runs from base 320 to 1291 and encodes 323 amino acids. NCBI's taxonomy places the organism in Eukaryota, Fungi, Ascomycota, Dothideomycetes, Pleosporales, Pleosporaceae.